GAUGUUAGAGGCGCUCAGGGCGGCAGCGAAACAGACGCCGGGCUGCGCGCUGGAAGCUGCGGUCUCCGGCCAUGGCCCCCGCUCCGCCCCCCGCCGCCUCGUUCUCGCCCUCCGAGGUCCAGCGGCGCCUGGCGGCCGGCGCGUGCUGGGUCCGCCGCGGUGCCCGUCUCUACGACCUCUCCAGCUUCGUGCGGCACCACCCGGGGGGCGAGCAGCUGCUGCGGGCCAGGGCGGGCCAGGACAUCAGCGCCGACCUGGACGGGCCGCCGCACAGGCACUCGGCCAACGCGCGCCGCUGGCUGGAGCAGUACUACGUGGGCGAGCUGCGCGGGGACCCGCAGGGCUCCAUGGAGAAUGAGGCUGUAGCCUUUGAGGAAACUCAGAAGACAGAUCCUGCUGUAGAACCACGGUUCAAAGUUGUGGAUUCUGACAAGGACCUGGUGGACUGGCAAAAGCCCCUCCUGUGGCAGGUGGGCCACUUGGGAGAGAAGUACGAUGAGUGGGUUCACCAGCCGGUGACCAGGCCCAUCCGCCUCUUCCAGUCAGACUUCGUUGAGGGCCUCUCUAAGACGGUCUGGUACAGUGUCCCCGUCAUCUGGAUGCCCCUGGUGCUGUACAUCAGCUGGUCCUGCUACCGAACCUUUGCCCAGGGUAACGUCCGACUCUUCGCGUCAUUUACAACAGAGCAUGCAGUGGUGGUGCCCAAGUCCAUGUUCCCCGGGCUCUUCAUGCUGGGGAUCUUCCUCUGGAGCCUCAUGGAGUACUUCAUCCACCGCUUCCUGUUCCACAUGAAGCCCCCCAGCGACAGCUAUUACCUCAUCAUGCUGCACUUCGUCAUGCAUGGCCAGCACCACAAGGCACCCUUCGAUGGCUCCCGCCUGGUCUUCCCUCCCGUGCCAGCCUCCCUGGGGAUCGGUGUCUUCUACGUGUGCCUGCACCUCAUCCUGCCCGAGGCGGUGGGGGGCACUUUGUUUGCAGGGGGCCUCCUGGGCUACGUCCUCUACGACAUGACCCAUUAUUACCUGCACUUUGGCUCGCCGCCCAAGGGCUCCUACCUGUACAGCCUGAAGGCCCACCACGUCAAGCACCACUUUGCACAUCAGAUGUCAGGAUUUGGCAUCAGCACUAAAUUAUGGGAUUACUGUUUCCACACCCUCACUCCAGAGAAAUCCCACCUGAAGACGCAGUGACAACUCCCACCCGCUCCGUCCUGCCAUCGGCCCAGCCUGGGCCCCUUCCUGACCCCCACCCGCCAUCCAGACCCCACCAAGACGGUUGGCUUGGCCAGGCAGGAUAGGCUGUGUCCAGGGCAGAAGGCGCUGAGGGCACCCUGAGGCAGGACCGCCCUCCUGACCCCUCGUAGGAGGGUCACAUCCACUUGGCGGCCAGGUGGCCCUUGGUGACCCGCUUCUUCCUGGAGUGUCCCUGCCUGGAGCUCAGCCCACAGGACCGCUUCAGGACCUGGCCACAGGUAGCCGAAAGGGGAAAUGAAGAAAACUGACCCCUGCGGCUACCUGUGUCACCCAUGUGCCUUAGCCUCGUGGGCUGCCUGGGAGUGGCCUGCAUGGUGCAGCUCCGUGUUCACAGUCAGGGGUGGGUCUGUGAGACCUGUGCUCCCUGUCCUCCCAGCUGUCUUUUCUGGGGGAGGCCUUGGUGGCUCUGAGGUGGAAGAAGAGUUCUCAAAAGAAGAGACAGCAUGAUGCCUCCCACAGUCCACCCCAGAUCCUGGGCAGCCUCUCUGGCCCUGCUAGCUGCCUGUGCCAUUGGGCCCAGGGUGGCUGAAGGAGUCCCAGCCCCUUUCUUUAGAACCUGGCAGCUUCUCUAGCCAUCCCUUCCCUGCCUCCAGAAUCACAGCCCUUCUCGCCAAGAGAGGCUGAGGAGGGUGUUCCACCGCUGGCCGCCCCACCCGUCUCCGCCAUUCUCCGCCUCCACCUGGCACAGGUGUCAGCCCCCCCACAGAAGGAGCCUCCCCUCACCUCUCCCUGCCCCCACCCUCUGCAGAUGAGGCUCCUGCCCCUUCUUUUUUGUAACCAAAACCCUCACUGCUCCCAGGACGGUCUUAUUUAUGAACCAGAUACAUGUUCUUAGUCUGGUUCCAGACCAAGGAGCUAGUCAGGCAGCCCUUUCUAAUCCUACGUGUUGAGCUUAUGUAAAAGACAUUGUUUCCUCCUGUUUUUGGUUCCUUUCUUACCCAUAAACCAUUACUACUUGAAAGCUAAAAAAAAAAAAAAAAAAAAAGCCCACCAAGUGUAAAGGCUAAAGAGAAGCAGUGUGACAGACCUUGGGAUUUGUACUGUUUACUGCGGAGCUAUUUAAAGAUUUCGGAAAAAAUAUACAAAACUACGGUUGUGAAAUAAAAACUUAAAUUGUAUAUUUUGAAAAAUAAAACAUUGAAAAGAAACCAA
This is a messenger RNA of Cebus imitator (Panamanian white-faced capuchin), 2405 nucleotides long. RefSeq names its product fatty acid 2-hydroxylase (gene FA2H). The transcript is spliced from 7 exons. Gene Ontology annotation, biological process: fatty acid metabolic process; lipid biosynthetic process. The coding region runs from base 72 to 1190 and encodes 372 amino acids. Gene Ontology annotation, cellular component: membrane; endoplasmic reticulum. NCBI's taxonomy places the organism in Eukaryota, Metazoa, Chordata, Mammalia, Primates, Cebidae. Gene Ontology annotation, molecular function: iron ion binding; heme binding; fatty acid 2-hydroxylase activity. The record is from RefSeq and is a predicted model, not a curated record.